GUUCUUUAUAAUCGAAGAAAUAUAACACAUAGAAUUUCCUAUAUUCUAUUUUGCCUGACUGUCAAACAACGUUUUAAUAAUUGGUUGUGCGAAAUCACCUCCUGUUCAAUUGCUCUUUCAACAAUUGACCAUUCAAAUUUGACCUCGAAUUGUCUCUUGAACACGAGGAUAUAGAACAUGAUAUUCGGCAACAAGGUUGCGACUGCGUCAUUUGACCAGCUGGCACCAGGUGGAAUUAGGAUUAUAUAUAAUCAGCCACAACAUACGAUUCUAAGCGACCACAAAAACAUUCCCCAAGAAGAUAUAAAAUUUCUUUGCAAUUCAUCUCAGAGUUUUUUCCCACAACACACAGUUUUGAGUGAACGCAAAUUUGGCAAAGAUUACGGAAAGAUAUUCAAAUGUUCUUCUUGUGACCGAACUUUCACCUCCAGAUCAGGGUUAUGGUACCAUGUACAACUUGUUCACGAAGUACAAAAUUAUCCAUGUGAUCAGUGUUCAAGGACCUUCAGAUUGAAACAAUAUCUUAUUGCACAUAUUCAACAAGUUCAUGAAAAAAGAUUAGCUAAAUGUGAAGUAUGUGGCACAACGUUUGCCUCAUUGGGUAAUCUAAAGAAACAUGAAAAAAGUAUCCAUGGAGGCAAAUUAUUCGACUGUCCUUCUUGUGAUCGUUCCUUCACCUCAAGAUCCGGUUUGUGGUAUCAUAUUCAUCUUGUCCAUGAUGUUCAGUCAUUUCAGUGCGAUGUAUGCUCCAGGACAUUUGCAUUGCGAGUUUAUCUUCACGCUCAUGUACAACAGGUUCAUGGGAAGAGAAUGGUCAAAUGCGAACAAUGUGGCGAUUUCUUCUUGUCUGGAAGCAUUUUCAGAAGACAUCAAGAAACUCGACACAAAGGUAUGAAAAUCUCACCACAACAGUAUGAUUCCCCGGUUCCACGAAAAACGAAUAAAUUGAGACCUCCUUUAGGUCGGCUGAUAUUCAAAUGUGCUAGCUGUAACAAAUCUUUUGCUUCUAGAUCUGAUGUAGCGAUACAUUACAAACAUGUACACGCUGCUAAAUUAAUUAAGUGCGCUGAGUGUGAUAGAACGUUUACGUCGAAAUUGACUUUGCAAAGUCACGUACGCGUCGCCCAUCCUGAUGAUGAUGAGGAAGAAGAGAUCGCGGAGGAAGUUGAUGAAGAAGACGAGGAAGAAAAUGACGAAGAGGAUAAAAUUGAAAUCCCACUAUCUCCUACAAAACCUCCCAUCAAAACUGUCAACAUUCUCCUUUUCCGUACAAACAAAAAGCUUCGUAUUCAAAACCCAACUAUUUCAUAAGUGCAGUUUUGUAAACUAUCCCCUAACACUAACAAAUUUUUACUCUACUGUAGAUUACCGGGUGUCAGAUUUUAUCACUUUUAUUUAUAUGAUUAUUAUUUUCAUAAGUGUGUACCUUCGUUAUUACCGUUUCACUUCAUAUUAUUAUCAUUAUUAUUCAAUAAAUCAUUAUUGUACAUACAGUGUGUACGUUUUCUGUAUGACCUGUGAAAAAUCUCAAUCAUUACAACAUAUGUACGCAUAAUUUACAUGUUACAAUCACAUAACAAAACGAGUGAUCGAAAAAAAUAUUCAAAGUACCUAAUUUUCACGUAUACAUUGAAAAAAUUAUUUAGAGCCAUCUUAACCAUUCUAAACAGUAUGUGCCAUAUCCCUGUUAAUGUUGAUCGCGUGACCAGGGAAACACGGAAAGUAUAUGGAUGACAUAAACGCAAGCAGAUUUUCCAGGUUAUAUAACGAGGUGCACACAGGCGCAGGCGGGGAACCAACUAUCAAAAGACUGCUAAAUAUGCAAAAACAUAUGUAAUCGAGAUCAACUCACUAUAGUCAUCCUGCCACAACAGUUCUCUUUUCUGAGUCUACUGAAGUCGAUCGACCGGUGAAGACGACCGAGUAGCGAAUGUGCCAG
Molecule: messenger RNA, 1939 nt
Organism: Schistosoma haematobium
Lineage: Eukaryota; Metazoa; Platyhelminthes; Trematoda; Strigeidida; Schistosomatidae
Exons: 13
Coding region: 178-1311 (377 amino acids)
Biological process (GO): regulation of immune system process; regulation of cytokine production; negative regulation of transcription by RNA polymerase II
Source: RefSeq, a predicted model, not a curated record